AUGAAAGUAAGGGUGAUUUCAAGAAAUCCAGAAGACUAUCAACGAGAAACGAAGAAUGAUGUUUACAAGGCCCCACGAAACUUCAGUGUUCCAGAAGAUCCGUUUCAAGUUCAGGUUGAGUACACUCGAGCUCUGAAUGCUGCUAAACUUAACAGAGUAUUUGCAAAACCAUUCGUUUCAAGUUUGGAUGGUCAUAAUGAUGGUGUGUCUGUACUUUGUAAACAUCCUCUUCGGUUAUCAGUAGUGUUUUCUGGCGGCCAAGAUGGACAAGUGAGAAUAUGGAAUUUACCCCAUCAUAAAUGUUUAUCAGUGAUUCAAGCACAUAGUGGACCUGUAAACGGAAUUUCGUGUGAUAAUGUUUCUGGAAAUACUUUUGUAACGGUAGGGCAUGAUUCGCAGCUAAAACACUGGCUUUGUCCUGAUCCUGUUGAAGGUGACCUCUCAGAACCUGUGCACUCUAUACCUUUAAAUGGUGUUGCCCAUUCAGUUUCGCACGUAGUGAAUAGUACUGAUUACGUUACUUGCGGUGAAGGCAUAUAUGUUUGGAAGAAACUGAGAGAGUCUCCGGUUCGAGUAUACAACUUAGGUGUCGAUUCAGUCUAUACUGUCAAAUGCAAUCCUGUCGAACGAGACAUCAUUGUAUGCUGUGCAAGUAACCGAACUAUUGCAUUAUUGGAUGUAAGGCAAAAAUGCCCUCUGAAGAAAGUAACCAUGAAGUUACGACCUAAUGCGGUGAGUUGGAAUCCAAUGGAAGCAUUCACAUUUACAUGUGCUAACGAAGAUUACAAUCUGUAUACGUUUGAUAUUCGAAACUUGUCUAAUCCUCGGCGCGUCUACAAAGGCCAUACAAAUGCUGUAAUGGAUGUCGAUUAUUCUCCUACAGGAACGGAAUUUGUUUCGGGAAGUUAUGAUCGUUCAGUUAGGAUAUUUCCCGUUGAAUCAUUCGGAAGCAGAGAUAUAUAUCAUACUAAACGCAUGCAACAGGUUCUAUCAGUUCUGUGGUCAAUGGAUAAUAAAUUCGUUCUCUCUGGCUCUGAUGAAAUGAAUAUACGUUUAUGGAAAGCAAAUGCCAGUGAAAAACUGGGACCACUUCAGCGUCGUGAACGUGGAGCACUCGAUUAUAGUGCUCGACUGUUGGAAGUUUAUGGUGAGCAUCCAGAAAUCAAGCGUAUCGUCAAACAUCGCUUCGUCCCAAAAUCGAUUUAUACGGCUACAAAGGAGCAUAGAACAAUAAAGUUGUCACAACGGCGUAAAGAGGAGAACAGAAGAAAACAUUCGAAGCCUGGUACCGUUCCUCAUGUUCCAGAACAUUUAAAACACAUGGCUUAA
This is a messenger RNA of Thelazia callipaeda (thelaziosis nematode), 1329 nucleotides long. NCBI's taxonomy places the organism in Eukaryota, Metazoa, Nematoda, Chromadorea, Rhabditida, Thelaziidae. The record is from the annotation of a GenBank genome assembly.